UGCUUCUCUCCUUUUCUUAUGUGGUUUGUCCUGUAGCGACCCUAUCUUUGUCUCUCUCUCUCUCUUUCUUCUCUCUUUCUUUCUUUCUUUCUCUCUCUCUCUGUGGCGAUUUUCCCUGCACACCACAGCAGAGAACAACAGCAUCCACCCACCCACCAUCGCCUCCUUCAACCACCGUCAUCACUUUCAUCACUUAACACUUCUCAAACCAUAACACAAUCCUCAACAAUAAUCCCUAAAUCCUCUUCUCCCGAAACCCCAAACCCUAGCCCCUCUUUCAUGAUUUACAGUUAGGGUUAUGGAACCCAACAACGCAGACGCUUUCCGACCUUCUUCUUCACCCUCGUCUUCCCCCAGCUCCAGGAGAAUUUCCGGGAUUUUGUCGCCCACAAAUAUCAUUCAGGCUCCCUUAUCGGCGCUAUUGGAAUAUUCCGGCAUCCUUCCGUCCCGCUCGUCUAACCACCACAGCCAUCCAGCCCCUGACGCAGUUAACAAUGACGGUGAGGUUUCGAUUAGGAUCAUCGGUCCCGCGGAGCAGGAGCAGCAACCCCGGGAGGAACAGCAUAGCCCUUCUGUCGCUUCGGGAUUGGUCGUGGGACUCGCGCAUUCGCAAAACGAUGCCGUGUUGCCCUCCUCGUCGCCUCGCAGCGAUGCUGCUGAGGAAAGCACCGGCCCUGGAGGGGACGGCGUUGGGAGAGACUCUUCUUACCAGAGAUACGACAUUCAGCAUGCUGCCAGGUGGAUUGAGCAGGUCUUGCCGUUUUCGUUGCUUCUCUUGGUUGUUUUCAUAAGGCAGCAUUUGCAAGGGUUUUUCGUGACAAUUUGGAUUGCGGCUGUGCUUUUCAAGUCGAAUGAUAUUAUGAGGAAACAGACUGCGUUGAAGGGAGAGAGGAAAAUACCGGUUUUGAUUGGGAUUUCUGUUGGGUUCGCGCUUCAUGUGGUUGGUGUUUAUUGGUGGUAUCAGAAUGAUGAUCUCAUGUAUCCCCUGAUCAUGCUUCCUCCCAAGGAAAUACCGCCUUUCUGGCAUGCCAUUUUCAUCAUCAUGGUCAAUGAUACUUUGGUCCGCCAAGCUGCAAUGGUAGUCAAGUGUAUGUUGUUGAUGUAUUACAAGAAUAGCAGAGGCCGAAAUUAUCGUAAGCAGGGUCAAAUGCUGACUUUAGUUGAAUAUCUCCUUCUGCUUUACCGUGCCUUGUUGCCAACACCAGUUUGGUAUCGUUUCUUCCUGAACAAAGAAUAUGGAAGCCUCUUUUCGUCACUGAUGACAGGAUUGUAUCUAACAUUUAAACUCACGUCUGUUGUUGAAAAGGUGCAAUCCUUCUUUGCUGCAAUAAAGGCAUUGUCACGUAAAGAAAUGCACUAUGGGGCUUAUGCAACAUCAGAGCAGGUCAAUGCAGCCGGUGAUCUAUGUGCUAUUUGUCAGGAGAAGAUGCAUGCCCCAAUCUUACUACGUUGUAAACAUAUUUUCUGUGAAGACUGCGUAUCAGAGUGGUUUGAGAGAGAAAGGACCUGUCCAUUGUGCAGGGCUUUGGUAAAACCAGCAGACCUUAGGUCAUUUGGAGAUGGCUCUACUAGCUUGUUUUUCCAGUUAUUCUGAAAUCAUAUAUAUAAAUACAAGCCAGGAAGUUUUUUCUGCUUUGAAGCUUUAGUUUCUCAAAGCAGCAGUCAUCGACACAUGUAAAAUGCUAUGGAAGGAAAUCGAGGGGAUACUGAGAAGAUGAAUGCAGCUGAGUACAGGCGUUCAUAUAAUGUACUAGUAAAAGGUGGAGUGUAUCUAAAUGACCCUGUAAACUAGGAAGUUGAUUGAAAAUAUAAUUAAACACGACUCUUCAUUUGCAAGGAAUGAAGGUCUCUUUCUGAAAAUUGCAUAGCUAUUCCAUCAUAUAGUGCCUCUCAAUGUGUCAAUUUUAAACAUAUUUUUUACUUUUGAAAUUCUCUUUAAGUGGGUUUUGAUGCACACCUCAAGGAGUGUUGCCCACUGGCAGGUUACGGUUAAAGAUCUUACUUCGUUUCAUGUAUUAGACGGGUCAAAUUGUGGAUACUAGUAUAUUUUUGAAGUACUUAAUUUGACCAUGUACACACCAUUGAAGUACUUAAUUUGUUGGAAAGAAAUAUCAGCUGUUCAUCAUAUUCCCUUGUUUAA
Molecule: messenger RNA, 2140 nt
Organism: Vigna radiata var. radiata (mung bean)
Lineage: Eukaryota; Viridiplantae; Streptophyta; Magnoliopsida; Fabales; Fabaceae
Product: RING finger and transmembrane domain-containing protein 1
Exons: 8
Coding region: 299-1594 (431 amino acids)
Biological process (GO): positive regulation of ERAD pathway
Molecular function (GO): ubiquitin protein ligase activity
Source: RefSeq, a predicted model, not a curated record